This is a messenger RNA of Anguilla anguilla (European eel), 1690 nucleotides long. Its product is annotated as GTPase IMAP family member 9-like. Lineage: Eukaryota; Metazoa; Chordata; Actinopteri; Anguilliformes; Anguillidae. The coding region runs from base 155 to 820 and encodes 221 amino acids. Gene Ontology annotation, molecular function: GTP binding. The transcript has a single exon. The record is from RefSeq and is a predicted model, not a curated record.
GCCAUGCCAAUAUUCACGAUAUAUCACAGGUUCUUUGACAUAUCGCUUUAUUAUAUUGCAUCCAAGUACCUGCAUGUGGUUUGACUAAACUUUAUUAGAUUGAAACAAUAAUACCAACACUUAUUUUUUAUGGGUUACCCGUAUUGCAGGUGCCAUGUCUUCCCUGAGGCUUGCGCUUGUGGGAAAGACGGGAGCUGGGAAAAGCUCGGCUGGAAACACCAUCCUCGGCAAAGAAGAAUUUAAAGCAGGCUUUAGCUUCAAUGCUGUAACUACUGAAUGUCAGAGAGGAGAGGGGGAAGUGGAGGGUAGGACAGUCACAGUGGUCGACACACCAGGUGUGACUGACUUGCAUGUUUCUAUGGAGGAUGCAAAAGACAGGGUAGCAGAAUGUUUCCCAAUGAGCGCCCCAGGACCACAUGCAUUCCUGCUGGUGAUAAAAUUGGGCAGGUUCACACCAGAGGAGAAACGAGCAGUAGAGGUGAUUAGAGAAGUGUUUGGUGAGGCUGCUUUAAAGCAUAUGAUGGUCCUGUUUACCCAUGCUGAUCAACUGGAAGACCCUGAUGAUCCCGAGACAUCAGUAAGGGAUAGUGAGGAGCUCACAUGUCUUCUUGAUCAAGUGAAUUGGAGGUAUCAUGUUUUUAAUAAUAAAGAGAAUGAUCGUACUCAAGUGAUUCAACUCCUGAAAAAGAUUGAUCAAAUGGUGGGUGAGAGAGGACGGCACUACACCAGUGAGCUGUUCCAGAAGGCAGAACAGAAGAGAAAAGAGGAACAGGAGAAGGAGCCCCUGAAGAAAGAAAUGGAAGAACUCAAACAAGGUUGAGUAUUUUAUAACUAACAGUUUACAGAGUGCAUGAUUGGUACAUACUUGUAAUUGACAUGUAAUGGAAAAAUGCAUAAAAAUGUACAGGUCACAAACUACAUUUUUACUCUCACAUAUGCAUAUUCCCAGAUAAUUUUUGUUGAAAGGCCAAAAAAAUAUACAAUAUAGUUUGCUGAUAUUAUUUUGUCUUAUACUCAUGUAUUUCACAUAUAUAACACUGUAAAACCUGCCUAAGUAGGUGUAGAAAAAGAAAUGUGGUGCCCCCUUAUUAUACCAGCAGUUUAAAACAAAGGGCUUAAGAGUGGGUGGAAAAAGAGUGGGGGGGAAAUUAAAAAAUUAAACAUUUGCUUUUUUGAUCAUUUACUCUUUGUGCCACUUGAUUAUCCAAUUAUUCAUUUUGUAAACAGUACAAAAUGACAAUAGCAGUACCAUCUGUUGGAAGAAUGUUGUUUUUCAGAAACAUAUUUUAACAUGAAGAUAGAGAAAACAAUUGGCCUAAACAAAGAUAUGUGAAAACCAGGUCCAUUUUAAACACUGAACAGCAAUCAAGAUUAGAUUUAGGUUAGAUUCCUUAUUGUCCUUCAAGAUUAAAUUUGUUACGACAAUCCAUACAUUGCAUAUGCCUCAAUACACCACAAUAUAUACAUUAAUAAAUACCAGUAUACAUCUACAAAAAACAUUAACAUACUGUAACAUGACACAAAACAUGACAUGAACAAAAUAUUCCAUUCAUUGACAAAAUGUCAGAGGGGAAAUCUGGCUGGGAUCAAGUUGUGUUCAAGGUCUCUUUUGCUCAUUUUUAUAAGCACUACACAAAGUACUGUAAGUGCUUAUAAAGCUUGAUCCCAACCAAAUGUUUAUCAUCCAAAA